AUGGACACCGCAGGCACACAAGAAUGGCCGGACGAACGAUUGAAGGUCCUUAUCCCGGUGUGGACCUUGACGCUGAUCAGUACCGCAUUCUUGGUAUGGAGAGUCGUGUACGGACUGCGAUCGCGCAAGUUCAUCAUCUGUGAUUACCUGUUGAUCAUUGCCACUGCUCUCAACAUCGCAGCGACGUCGCUCAAUCAAGUAGUCGUGAAUAAUGGUCUUGGACGCCACAUCAUGGACCCUACGGUUUUCCCGAAUCUCAGAACCUACAGUUACUAUCUAUGGAUCACACAGAUCGUUAACAUCAUUGCCGUUGCGUUUCUGAAGUGGUCCAUCUGCGCCUGGCUGCUCGUGCUGAACUUUUCCAAGCUGUACCGAAUCAUUAUCUGGCUUUCGAUCUUGAUGGUUACUGCCUUCAACUUCCUUGCACCAGUUUUGACAUUGUUCGGAUGUACACCCCUGGAGCGAAAUUGGAACUUUGGAUACACUGGAGAAAGCCAUUGCUGGGCGAAAGGCACACUCGCGCUAUCCUACUUUCAGGGUAUCAGCAACAUCAUCACAGAUGUAGUCUACAUGGCUGCACCUCUUAUCUAUCUUUCGCGCGUCCAGUUGAGCAAGCGAACUCAAUGGGGUAUUCGCAUUGUCUUCUUGCUCAGUAUCCCUGCAACGAUAUGCUCAAUCUUCAAGACCAUCGAACUCAAGUCCAUCACUAAAACGCAAGACCCGACAUGGGACGGUGUCUCUCUCACUAUCUGGUCCAGUUCUGAACUCUCAAUCGGUAUCCUCAUCGCAUCGCUUCCACCGCUCCGCAAAGCAUUCGAUCACAUCUUCAAAAGGAUCCUACCCUCAACCAUCACUGGUUCAGGAAAAACACCACAAUACGGCUACGGUCGCUCCACCGGCCAAGGCGCAAACAGCAUCCACAUGAAGAACUUUCAAGGCAGCAAAGCCUAUCACUCCCGAUUACCCGGCGAAAGUAUCCUAGACGGCGACGACGAGAGCGAUCGAGCCAUCUUGCCUGACGACGAGCACAAGGGCCCUGGGAUCAUGAAGAGUACCAAUGUCCAAGUCACCGUCUCGGAAGAUGUAGAAGAGGCAGGGAGUAGUUCAAAUUCCAAAGGCGGCGAGAGCCCCAAGAUGUAUAAACCAGAGAUUGACUGGGCGAGUCCACACUUGGAAAGUGGUGGUGGUCCGCAUCACCAGGCUCGGUAA
This is a messenger RNA of Alternaria burnsii, 1209 nucleotides long. RefSeq lists its product as uncharacterized. The record is from RefSeq and is a predicted model, not a curated record. The coding region runs from base 1 to 1209 and encodes 402 amino acids. NCBI's taxonomy places the organism in Eukaryota, Fungi, Ascomycota, Dothideomycetes, Pleosporales, Pleosporaceae. The transcript has 4 exons.